AUGAUCCAGGGCAUACAAAGCAUGGCCCCGGCCCACGGUACCGAUCGCGGCGCAGCGGAGCGGAGCGUGCUCGCCGGCUUCGGGGAGGAAGACGUCCAGGUGACGCGAGUGGAAACCGAGGAGAGGGCAGGUAACGCGGAGGCCGGCAUGGAAGUCCGCCUCGGCCCAUCCACCUCCUUUCACGAGGCCGGGAAAGACUUGACAAGACGAUUGACGCUAAACAAGAAGCAGGCGAUUGCCUUCUCCAUAAUAUGCCGCCACCUGGACUCGAUGCGGCAAGGAGACGGAGGCGACGUCAGCCAGCUCUGUCAGUUCGUCGGCGGCGAGGGCGGCACCGGCAAGUCGCGCGUCAUCGAAGCACUCGUGGGCCUCUUCGCCGCGAAGGACCUCUCGCAUCGCCUGCUGAUCACGGCGACGUCGGGGACCGCCGCCGCGCGGUCAACGGCAUCACCAUCCACUCGGCCUGCGGCUUCACCAGGACCAAGGGCCGGGCGCGAACACGGCGAGGACUCUCGGAUGGACUGGCAGGAUAAGGACAUGCUCGUCAUCGACGAGUUCCGCCCGGUCCAGGAGAGGUCGAUCCUGCUGCCGAGCGCGGCCGUCUCGUGGGACGAGGACAACUCGUUCAGGGCCGAGCAGCGCCACCAGCACGACAAGGCGCACGCGCUGUGGAGGCGGUUCACGACGGCCGUCAUGCUGGACGAGCAGAUGCGCGCCGCCGGCGACCCGGAGCUGCAGCGGCUGCUGAAGCGGAUCCGCGGGGGCGUGCAGGACCACACGGACCUGGAUCUCCUCAACUCGAGGUGCCACCGGGAAGGCAGGCGGAUCCCGUGGGAGACGGGCAUCACCGUGGUGACGCCGCUCAACAGAAAUCGGUGGAACCUCAACAUGGAGGCGAGCCUGGCGUUCCAGAUCCAGCAGCGGUCGACGGUGCGCAUCUUCCUCUCCGAGCACAAGUGGAAGGACGGCCUGCCGACCGAGGAAGAGGCCAUCAUGAUGCUGAACCAGGGCGACGACAGCGCGAUCCCGGUGCCGGCCGUCUUCAUGUUCGUGCCGGGGAUGCCGGUCGUCGUGAACCACAACACCCACCAGGGGCUGAAGCUGGUGAACGGUGCUAGCUACACGGCGGUGGAGGUCAUCGUCGACAAGGCGCACCCGGGGCAUCGGAUCUCGGCCGACAUGACGAUCCACUUCGGGCCGCCGGCGGCGAUAAUACUGGGGUCGAAGACGACCAAGGACUUCCACUUCGUCGGGAUGCCGCCCGGCACGAUCCUGCUGACGCCCAUGAGCGUCAGGAUCCAGUGUCAACGGAAGCGACCGUGGCAGCAGAACGACGUCAGCCGAAAGGGCCUGCCGUGCGCCGCCGCUUUCGCGUGCACGGAUUACAAGGUGCAGGGGGGGACGCUGGAGCGCGUGGCGCUCGAGCUGCGGGGGACGAGGACGACAAACGUCGGCGGACGCGCCGUCCCGUCGCAGUGCGACCCGUACAGCCUAUACGUGCAGCUGUCACGGUGCCCGACGCUGGACGGCAUCAUGCUCGUGUCGAAAGUGCGAGAGAGACCUAGUGGGAAACCGGGUCCCCGGGUAGAUGACCGCCGCACAAGCGAGGCUGGAGGAACUGAGCGAUAG
This is a messenger RNA of Hirsutella rhossiliensis, 1629 nucleotides long. RefSeq names its product PIF1 protein. The record is from RefSeq and is a predicted model, not a curated record. Bases 1 to 1629 code for a protein of 542 amino acids. The transcript has 3 exons. Lineage: Eukaryota; Fungi; Ascomycota; Sordariomycetes; Hypocreales; Ophiocordycipitaceae.